Messenger RNA from Rana temporaria (common frog), 966 nucleotides. Its product is annotated as olfactory receptor 1J2-like. The transcript has a single exon. Gene Ontology annotation, biological process: G protein-coupled receptor signaling pathway. Gene Ontology annotation, cellular component: membrane. Gene Ontology annotation, molecular function: olfactory receptor activity; G protein-coupled receptor activity. Bases 7 to 966 code for a protein of 319 amino acids. The record is from RefSeq and is a predicted model, not a curated record. NCBI's taxonomy places the organism in Eukaryota, Metazoa, Chordata, Amphibia, Anura, Ranidae.
UAUUCAAUGGAGUACUCUAAAUGGGAUAACCAAACUUCAGUGUCCACCUUUAUGGUUGUUGGACUUUCUGAAACUAUGGAUCCACAGAUACACCUCUUCUUCGUGUUCCUUGGCAUCUACCUCGUCACUGUGGUUGGCAACAUUGUGAUCCUAAGUGUUAUUUCCUCAGAAAAACGACUACAUACGCCAAUGUACUUCCUCUUAGCUAACCUUGCCAUUGUUGAUAUUUUUUUGUCUUCUGCCACCGUCCCUAAACUUUUGUUUAUUUUGGCAACAGCCCAGAGGUCCAUCUCUUACACUGAAUGUAUUACCCAACUUUAUUUCUUCCAAUUUUUCAUGGUAGUAGAGUGUUAUACUCUAGCAGUCAUGGCUUACGAUAGAUAUGUAGCAAUCUGCUUUCCACUCAACUACACCCUUAUUAUGAACACUGCAGUUCGGGUUCGAAUGGUCUUUGCCUGUUGGUUUAGUGGUUUUGUCAACUCGGUAGUCCAAGCAAUCUCAAUAUCCCAUCUUAACUUCUGUAAAUCCAACAAGGUGGAUCACUUCUUCUGUGAUGUCACCCCGCUGUUUAAGUUGUCCUGUUCCAACACGCAAGUUGGUGAGGCUCUCUUUAUGAUUGUGGUGGUUGUCGCAGGAUUUGGUCCACUCAUAUUUAUAUUUUUGACCUAUGGUCGAAUCAUUACUGCAAUUAUAAAGAUUAGCACCAGUCAGGGAAGGUUUAAGACCUUCUCUACUUGUGCAUCUCAUUUUACAGUGGUAGCCUUGUAUUAUGGAAGUGGCACGUUUAGCUACAUCUGGCCAUCCAUCACUUUUGCCAUUGACAAGGAUGUUAAGGUGGUGGCCUUACUGUACACGAUCAUGACCCCAAUGUUGAACCCAAUAAUUUAUAGCUUGAGGAAUAGGGAAGUGAAACAGGCUCUGAAAAAUGCACUUAAAAAUGCACUAAAAAUCCACAGACUAAAAUAA